AUGUCUCUCCUCGCCCCCAUUAUCUGCGAUAACGGGACUGGUUUUUCGAAAGUCGGUUUUGCCGGUAACUCGGAUCCAUCCUUCGUGUUUCCAACGGCAAUUGCAACGAGAGGUCCAGCUUCACAGAGUACACGAUCAGGACCUGCGGUACCAUCCAAACCCGGUCAUCUGGCAUCGAAACGUGGAGUAGAGGAUCUUGACUUCUUCAUUGGAGAUGAGGCAUUAGCAAACACGAAAACCCCCGGAUAUGGCAUCAACUAUCCUAUUCGUCAUGGUCAGAUUGAAAAUUGGGACUAUAUGGAGCGGUUCUGGGAGCAGACGAUCUUCAAGUAUCUGAGAGCAGAACCAGAGGAUCAUUACUUCCUUCUGACUGAACCACCCCUUAAUCCUCCCGAAAAUCGUGAACAAACAGCCGAGAUCUUCUUCGAGUCCUUCAACAUCAAGGGUCUCUAUAUCGCAGUACAAGCAGUCUUGGCGCUCGCAGCAUCCUGGUCAUCCAGCCGUGUCACUGAUCGUACUCUAACUGGAACGGUUAUUGACUCUGGUGAUGGUGUCACACACGUUAUCCCUUGCGCUGAAGGAUAUGUCAUUGGAAGCGCAAUCAAGAAUAUACCCAUCGCUGGUCGUGACAUAACACAGUUCGUCCUGAACCUUAUUCGAGAGCGAGGGGAUAUGGCCGUUGUUCCUCCGGAAGAUCAUUUGAAAGUAGCGAGCAAGGUCAAGGAGAAUUACAGUUAUGUUUGUCAGGAUAUCGUCAAGGAGUUUAGAAAGUAUGAUGUUGAGCCGUACAAAUACUUUGAACGGUACGAGGGUGAGAACUCCGUAACUGGCAAGAAAUACAACGUCGAUGUCGGUUACGAACGAUUCCUUGCUCCGGAAAUCUUCUUCAACCCAGAGAUCUUCUCUUCCGACUUCCUGACGCCUCUACCCGAAGUUGUGGAUACCGUCAUCCAGCAAUCACCUAUUGAUGUUCGUCGUGGUCUCUACAAGAACAUAGUCCUAUCAGGAGGGUCUACCAUGUUCCAACACUUCAAUCAGCGUCUCAAACGGGACAUAAAGCAAAUCGUUGACCGCAGGCUGGAUGCCAGCGUUCAAGCGAGCGGGUCUCAUAUCAAGUCGUCCGGCAUAGAAGUUGACGUUAUUUCGCACAAGCGCCAACGGUAUGCUGUCUGGUUCGGUGGUUCGCUUAUGGCGUCUUUGCCGGAGUUCUACUCGUUCUGCCACACGAAGGCACAGUAUGACGAGAUUGGCCCUAGUAUCUGCAGACGGUACCAGAUUUUCGGAAGUGCCACCUAGAUCGCCGGUUGGAUUGUAUUCUACAGUAAUUCGGACGUUGAAUGUAACUCGUAUGGAAGAC
Somion occarium is the source of this 1357-nucleotide messenger RNA. The record is from the annotation of a GenBank genome assembly. NCBI's taxonomy places the organism in Eukaryota, Fungi, Basidiomycota, Agaricomycetes, Polyporales, Cerrenaceae.